This is a messenger RNA of Arachis duranensis, 1135 nucleotides long. RefSeq names its product beta-carotene isomerase D27, chloroplastic. NCBI's taxonomy places the organism in Eukaryota, Viridiplantae, Streptophyta, Magnoliopsida, Fabales, Fabaceae. Gene Ontology annotation, molecular function: iron ion binding. The coding region runs from base 122 to 943 and encodes 273 amino acids. The transcript has 6 exons. The record is from RefSeq and is a predicted model, not a curated record.
GGCUUCAAAGUCAUCAUAUCCGGACACUCAUAUGAAUCAAAAUAUUUUGCGCUGAAAAUUGGAUUCCUUAUUGGCGAUGCUAUUACACAUUAAUUAUUCCAUCAAAAAGCUGUAAUCAUUGAUGGUGGUUCUGAGCUUCCAAGUUGUGCUUCCAACCCCUUCACCACAACAGCAGCACCGCAGAACUGUAAGAAAUGGCAAUGGCGGCAACAGGAAUAACGUCACGUGGUGUGGGAUAGCGGAACCUUCCGGUGAGCCUGCUCCUUUGGGACAGAAGACGCGUUACAAUGACAGCAUGUUGGAGAAGGCGUUCAUGACUCUGUUUGCAAGAAAGAUGGAGAAGUUCGCAGAACCUGUGAAAGAGAAGAAGAAGAAGGAGGAGAAGGAGAAGAAGGGUUUGUGGGAUUGGGGUUAUGACUACGAGAGUUUCGUGAAUGUGUCGAAGAGGGUCAUGGAGCGUAGGUCACGUGCUCAGCAGCAGGAAGUUGUUAGAGAAGUUCUCUUGUCCAUGCUUCCUCCAGGUGCGCCUGCUCAGUUCAGGAAACUGUUUCCACCAACAAAAUGGGCUGCAGAGUUUAAUGCUGCAUUGACAGUGCCUUUCUUCCAUUGGUUAGUUGGGCCUUCUGAGGUUGUGGAAGUAGAGGUAAAUGGGGUGAAGCAAAAAAGUGGCGUCCAUAUAAAGAAAUGCAGGUACUUGGAGAACAGUGGCUGUGUGGGAAUGUGCGUCAAUAUGUGCAAGAUUCCUACCCAAGAUUUUUUCACUAACGAAUUCGGACUUCCAUUGACAAUGAUUCCGAAUUUUGAAGAUAUGAGUUGUGAUAUGGUGUACGGCCAAGCCCCACCCCCAUUUGAAGAGGACCCAGUUUCAAAACAACCUUGUUAUGCAGAAAUCUGUUCUAUUUCAACUCCAAGUUCCAGUGUGUGUCCUAAACUACAAUCUUGAGUAGGCACUCCAUUGAGAUUUAGCAUUCAUUUUACUUAUAGAAUAUAAUGACCCGACUGAUUUUCCUUUAUUAUUAGAUGUGGUAUAGAAUUUAUAAAAUCUAGGUUUCAUAUAUCAUUUAAUAUAAUAAACAAAAGUACAUUUUGUAUAUAAUAAAAUAAAAGUGCAAGUUCCAAAUAAAAAAAUUAGACA